GUUUGCUCAUCCUCAGCAUCAAAGUUUCAGAGCUUCUGCAGCAGUACCAUGUCUGUGUCUCGCCAAACUGUCUAUUCCACUGGAGGUACCAAAAGAUUCAGUGCUUCUUCUGCUGUACCAUCAGGGGGAACCCGAAGCAGCUUUAGCACUCUCUCUGUCUCUCGUGCUGGUGGUGGAGGUGGCCGUGCUAGCUAUGGUGGCUAUGGUGGCUUUGGGAGCAGAAGCCUUCAAAAUGCUGGUGGAUCUAGGAGAAUUGCUGUUAGUUAUGGGGCACCAUCCCAUUUUGGUUUCAAGAGUUCCGGCAUUGAGUCUCACAUUGGUGGCAACUAUGGUUCAGAUAUGAUGUCUGGAAUUGGCAUGGGUCAGGGUCCCUUCGGUGGUCCUGGAUUUCCAGUGUGUCCACCUGGCGGCAUCCAAGAAGUAACUGUUAACCAGACCCUGUUAGCACCCCUUAAUCUGGAAAUUGAUCCAUCUAUACAGAGAAUUAGAACAGAAGAGAGAGAACAAAUUAAAACCCUCAAUAACAAGUUUGCCUCUUUUAUUGACAAGGUUCGGUUCUUAGAGCAACAGAACAAAGUUCUGGAGACAAAAUGGAACCUCUUGCAAGAACAGGGGGUAAAAAGUGUGAAGUGUAAUAUUGACCCUCUGUUUGAAGCUUACAUUAGUGCCCUGAGAAGGCAACUGGAUAGCUUGUUAAGUGAAAAAGUUCGUUUGGAUUCAGACCUAAGGCAAAUGCAGGAUGCUGUAGAAGAUUACAAGAAGAAAUAUGAAGAUGAAAUCAACAAACGCACCUCUGUAGAGAAUGAGUUUGUGGUCCUGAAAAAGGAUGUGGAUGCUGCUUACAUGAACAAAGUGGAGCUGGAGGCGAAGUUGAAUGCUCUGACAGAUGAGAUCAACUUUUUACGAGCCGUCUAUGAAGCGGAGAUUGCCCAGAUGCAAACUCAAAUCUCAGAUACUUCAGUUGUCCUGUCCAUGGACAACAACAGGACCCUGGACCUGAAUGGUAUCAUUGCUGAGGUGAAGGCUCAAUAUGAGGAUAUCGCUAACAGAAGCCGGGCAGAGGCAGAGUCCUGGUACCAAACCAAAUAUGAAGAACUACAACAGUCAGCCGGGAGACACGGUGAUGAUCUCAGAAGUACCAAGACAGAAAUCUCCGAGCUAAACCGUAUGAUUAACAGGCUACGAUCUGAAAUUGACAGCGUGAAAAAACAGUGUGCCAAACUACAAGCUGCCAUUACUGAGGCUGAGGAACGUGGGGAACUUGCCCUGAAGGAUGCCAAGAAAAAGUUGGCAGACCUGGAGGAAGCUCUUCAGAAAUGCAAGCAGGAAAUGGCUCGGCAGCUCCGGGAAUACCAGGAACUCAUGAAUGUGAAACUGUCUCUAGAUGUUGAAAUUGCCACCUAUCGAAAACUGCUGGAAGGAGAAGAGUGCAGGUUGGCAGGAGAAGGCGUUGGACCUGUAAAUAUAUCUGUCGUGAGCUCUAGCUAUGGGGGCGGCAGUGGAAGUGGAAGUGGCUAUGGAAUGGGAGGCGGAAGCGGCUUCGGAGGCGGAAGUGGCUUCGGAGCUGGAAGUGGGUAUGCCAUUGGCGGAGGACAAAGCUUUGGAGGCGGAUCAGUUUCCGGGGGUAUGGGAGGAGCCAGCUUUUCUGUAAGCAGCGGGAAAAUGGCAGCCUUUGGCCCUGGAAGCGGGAGCAGUUCCAAUGUGAAAAUUAUAUCAAAAACCUCCACAAGCUCUAGAAAGCUUUAAUCUCACUUCCCAAACCAACACACAUGGCAGUAAUAAUGCCAGCUUCAUGUUCCAAACAUGCCUGUAACCCCACACAUGCCUAGGGAUAAAGCAUACCCGCUGUGUUAUAGGCACUUACAGUCAUGUCAUGCACAAGCCUUUGCAUUCUGGUAUUUCACUGCAUCCACAGAUUCCCUGUCUUAAAGAAUUUAGAUAACACUUUAAGGCAGUCCCCACAAACAAAACAUACACAGGAGAGAAAACAAUAUUGUUUAGAGAGCAGAUCUUUACAGAAAGUUUCAUGAUCUGGUUAUUAUUCUGGAAAUGCCCCAAUUUGCCACAGUUUUCAACUUAAUGCUUCUACCAAUACAUCCUUUCUUUCUGACGUUUUCUUAAUAAACUGCAAUCAUUCUAAAGCA
Messenger RNA from Xenopus tropicalis (tropical clawed frog), 2144 nucleotides. RefSeq names its product keratin 61 (gene krt61). NCBI's taxonomy places the organism in Eukaryota, Metazoa, Chordata, Amphibia, Anura, Pipidae. The transcript has 9 exons. Gene Ontology annotation, cellular component: intermediate filament; keratin filament. The coding region runs from base 49 to 1746 and encodes 565 amino acids. The record is from RefSeq and is marked provisional. Gene Ontology annotation, molecular function: structural molecule activity.